Cercospora beticola is the source of this 2237-nucleotide messenger RNA. RefSeq lists its product as uncharacterized. Lineage: Eukaryota; Fungi; Ascomycota; Dothideomycetes; Mycosphaerellales; Mycosphaerellaceae. Gene Ontology annotation, molecular function: NAD+ binding; histone H4K16 deacetylase activity, NAD-dependent. The record is from RefSeq and is a predicted model, not a curated record. Gene Ontology annotation, cellular component: nucleus.
GUACGACGAGACACAUGAUGUGACGGCCGGCUGCGCGUCCUCGCACACGCCCGUACGGCAGCCCGAGUUCGAAGGAGGUGUUGCUCCCGUUUCAGCAUCGGAUUUGCGUGCACUGCGAGGCUUGGCCCCCAGUGCACUGUGCACAACGCAACGCCUGAGCCUCGACGGUGGUUUAGCCGCUGAACCACACUGCCACCACCGUUGCCCGACGACAUCUACAUCCACCGCACCCUCGACACUCCACGUGCCCUUCACUUUCUGCGCCAACCUCGAACGUGUGAUCCUGCGCCAUGGUGCGCCCACAGCCAAUCGGCAUUGAGUGAACAUUGAGAAUUCAACUUCACGUGUUCACCACUUGCCGACACUUUACAUAUGCCCCCUUCUCACAACACACCUUUCUUGAUGGCAUGGCACUACCAACCAUGUUGCAUUCCAAAGUGACCCCUCUGGACGGCUCCAAGAAGCACGCUCAGCCGCUGCCCGGCACGCUGCAGGUCGACAAGCACGCCGCUCACGGCAACGGUGAUGCUGAGGCGCAAGUCGAAUUGCAACAACCCGUUUCUUCAUCAACUGCGGGUGAUAGUGAAGUCGAUAAUGAAUCGGAAGGCGGCGAUGUUGAGAGCAUUCUCGGCGACAUACUCGAAAGUGCUGAGAUUCAGCCAUACAUCAAUGAUGGGAGCACGGAUAUAGAUGAGCGCGAGAUCGCUGCCCUCCUGGCCUUUUUGCGCGAAAAGGGCCCCGAAGAGUUCUUCAAGGAAACCAUCGAUGUGAGACAAUAUCCGCCUCGAGUGCUGGGCAUUGCAUUCGGGAUCGAUCCUACUCUGGACAUCGAAGAUGACCUGUUCCUCCGACUACUUGGCCAUGCAGUCGUUCGCUUUUUCCACAAGCGACAGAAGCUCCGGGAGUACAACACCCUUGACGAUGCAGCCAGACUAAUCAAAGAGAGGAAGAACAUCCUGGUCAUCACUGGCGCCGGCAUAUCGACAUCGCUGGGCAUUCCAGACUUUCGAAGUAAAGGCACAGGCUUCUACGACAAAGUUGCUGCAUUGGGUUAUAGUGAGCCUCAGGACGUGUUCGAUAUUGUGGAGUUCGACAACGACCCCAGCCUGUUUUACAAACUAGCAGGAGACAUUCUGCCAGACCAAAAGAAAGGCGUCACACCGACUCAUGCCUUCCUCAGACUGUUACAGGACAAAGGGCAUCUGUUGAGGAAUUAUACUCAAAACAUCGACGAUCUCGAGGGCUUGGCUGGGCUCUCUCGAGACAAAAUAAUACAAUGCCAUGGAAGCUUUGCGACAGCCACAUGCCGCAAGUGCAAGACUAAAGUCGAUGGAAAGGCGAUCUUCUCGGACGUUCGCGCUCAGCGAAUCGCACGGUGCAAAAAAUGCAUUGAUGACCUGAAGACGAGACCCGAACCGCAGCUCAAGCCACGGAAGCCCACGAAUUUCGAUAGUGACGACGAGGACGAAGACGACAGCAUUCCGGAGCCUGGUGUCAUGAAACCUGAUAUCACCUUCUUUGGCGAGCAGCUCCCGGAUACUUUCUUCGACCGCUUUACAAAGGAAGAUGCGAAGCAGACUGAUUUAGUCAUCGUAAUUGGAACUUCGCUCAAAGUUGCACCAGUUUCAGACAUGGCCGAUUACCUAAAUCACUCGAUUCCUCAUAUCUACAUCUCAUUGGACCCCAUCAAGCACAUUUCGUUUGAUAUCCAGCUGCUGGGCAAAUGUGACGAUGUCGUUGCCGAGCUGUGUCGACGCGCGGGCUGGAAUUUGAAGCACGAGUGGGUGUCGAAAAUUCCGCCUAAUGUCUCACAAGCUGAGGGAUCAGAGCACGUUUGGAACAUCGUGGCAAAGGAUGAGCAACCUCAGGAGAAGCCGAAGCUGGGCGGAAGUACGUCACGGGCAACGACGCCUGCUCGAAAUGGCGGCGAGAAUGAUGGGAAAGCUUCGAAGAAGAGGCCAGCCUCGGUCUCCAUGGUCAGCGAACGACCGAAGAAGAUUGGAGACGUGGUCGACUUGUCAGGUGAUUAGGCUGUACUGGACAGGUUGACUAAGUCUCAUGGCUACAUUCGCGGCAAGAGUCGUGGUUUGGCAAUGUUUUAUGAAGUUCAAUGAUUGGGCAUCUUCUAGCGAGGCGCACCUUUGGAAGCGGUGUUUCGGUGUAGUGUACAACUGCAUAGUACAGAAUUGCAGUCUCAUGUUCGUACCAGAAAACUGCACGUCUUUUUUUCUCGGCAU